Hydatigera taeniaeformis is the source of this 303-nucleotide messenger RNA. NCBI's taxonomy places the organism in Eukaryota, Metazoa, Platyhelminthes, Cestoda, Cyclophyllidea, Taeniidae. The record is from the annotation of a GenBank genome assembly.
CUCACCCUUCCUCAGCAUGUGCAACUACAUGCAGUCGACCCCUACGCAGUGAACAUGACUUGGCAGCCUCCAGCUAACCCUUACAACCCCCUUACCGGCUACACUAUCGAAUGGAUGCUUGAGGAUUAUUGGCAAGAGAGGUUGCUGCCUCCAUCACGGCUCUUUUACACUUCCUCUCGACUUACACCAGGCCAGUCCAUUUCGGCUGCAGUUCGUGCACACAAUCUCCCCAACACUUCCAUGAUAUUCGAUUACAUCGGUGAGCGUAGCACACACAUAACAGCCACUACGCCAACGCGUUAG